AAUGUCAAUUAAGUACAAUAGCAAAUGAAGGUGGUGUAUUGAUAGAAAAAUUGAAAAACAUAACAGAAAGUGGAAUAAAAAUGAUACAAAUAUACCUAAAAAUGAUUUAACAAUAAGUUAGUUUUGAACUGCAACCAUGUAUCGAUUAUUUGCGUUCCUAUUUUUCAUUAAAUCAACACACACCUUAUCAGAAGGAUACUGUGCAUCAUACCAUGGUAAUAUUUGUAAAAACUACAUUUUAAGUACAAAACAGGUAUGGUACAAUAACAGCGGUGGAUAUGAGAACGAAUUAAUCACUACAGCUUUAUGGGAUGAAAUAAUAGUGCCACUUGAAGAACCAUGUCGUUCAGCAGCAGAAAAGUUACUUUGUUUUUAUGCAUUUCCAGACUGUAAUAUCUCCAAACCCCUUCCACUGUGUUACGAAGACUGUGUAGCUGUAAAACAAUUAUUUUGUUACAAAGACUGGGCUCUUAUAGAGGACAAAAAAGAACAAGGCAUCUUUGUAAAAUCCAGAGGUCAUUUCCGUUUGCCUGAUUGUACAGGUUUUCCUAAAUUUAAUAAAGAUAUGGUAGAAUGUUCUUACGCAGGCCUAACUGAACUAAAAUUAGAUGAAAUAACUUAUGAUUGUGUAAAAGGAAGGGGUAGAUUUUAUCAAGGAAAGGUAAAUUUAACUAAAGAUGGGAUUCCUUGCCAAAGAUGGGAUUCACAGUCACCUCACACACAUGAUUCACCCCCACAUAUAUUCCCGGAGUUGAAAAAUGCAGAAAAUUACUGCAGAAAUACAGGAGCAGAAGAAAAAAGGCCUUGGUGUUUUACUACUAAUCCUAAUAUAAGGUGGCAACAUUGUGAUAUACCACGUUGUCCAAAUUCUACUUUUGAUGAAUUGGACACAAGGACUAUAGCUAUGGACCAGAUCUUAUCUCCUACAUUUCUUAUUAUAAUAUCUACAGUGGGACUUCUGGUCCUGGUGACUUGUUUGUUGCUCAUUUUAUUGUGUUAUAGAAUCCAUAAAAGACACUUAAUGGGAUAUAACGCCCCUGAAGCUGCUGAAGUCAAUAUAGACUUGGAUAAACUGCCUAGCAAUAUGGCUUAUCACAGUCAUGGUGCUACCUUAAAUCCAAAAUUAGAGAAGCUGGAAUUUCCUAGAAAUGAUAUAAUAUACAUUAGAGACUUGGGCCAAGGUGCUUUUGGAAGUGUUUUUCAAGCAAAGGCUCCUGGACUUAUAGCUGGUGAAGAAUUCACUAUAGUAGCUGUUAAGAUGCUAAAAGAGGAUGCUUCAGAUGAUAUGCAAGAAGAUUUUGAAAAAGAGGCUUGUCUUCUAGCUGAAUUUGAUCAUCCAAAUAUUGUAAAACUGCUGGGGGUGUGUGCUGUGGGUAGACCAAUGUGCCUGCUUUUUGAAUAUAUGGGAAAAGGUGAUUUGAAUGAAUUUUUAAGACAGUGUUCCCCUAGUAACUAUGUAGUAAGAAGUAUUGUUGAUGGUAGUUCCCCCAGUAGAGAAAUUUACAAAGACAACCAAAUAAGUCACUUGGAUAAGGUUAAUAUAGCUUUACAGAUUUCAUCUGGCAUGGUUUAUUUAUCUCAAAGGAAAUUUGUCCAUAGAGACUUAGCAACCAGGAACUGUCUAAUAAGUGAAGAUAUGGUAGUAAAAAUAGCAGAUUUUGGUUUGUCACAGAAGAUUUACCUUCAAGAUUAUUAUAAAGGUAGUGAUAGAGAUGCCAUUCCAGUGCGGUGGAUGCCAUUGGAGAGUAUCCUUUACAACAAAUACACUCCAGAAUCAGAUGUAUGGGCUUUUGGUGUUUGUCUGUGGGAAAUAUUUUCCUAUGCCUUACAACCAUAUUAUGGAAUGACCCACGAAGAAGUGAUCAAGUUUUUGAAGGAGGGUAAUGUACUAGCAAGUCCCGAGGGUUGUCCAGCACCUUUGUAUGAGAUCAUGAAACAAUGUUGGGGACAGAAACCAGUGGAUAGACCCAGUUUCCAAACGAUUUACCAAACUUUGAUUGAUAUAAGGGUGAAUAUGCUUUCCAUGCCACUACAUUAAGUUAAUUGUUUUUUAUUAUAUUUUGUUUUUGUUAUGUUCUUAAAAAUAAGAAAAACAUGCAUAAAAUACAUGUACAGUAAGUAUAAAGUACAGUAAGUUUUUAUUCAAAAUAUUGAUUUUAAAUGGUUUCAAUUUAGUGAUGGUUUUUUAAAACUGUUAUUUAUAAGGAUUUCAUAAAAAAGGAAAUGUAGCUAAACAUUUGUUAUGUGAUUGAAAAAUUCCAAUGGAACUAAAAUGCAAGUUUAUAUGAACAGCUGUGAUGUUGAAAACAGUGAAUGUUUGAUAGUUAAAAAGGAAGAUGCUGGAAUAUGAAUGUAUUACUAAAUCAGAUGUGGAGUCUAUUCUAAGAGGAGUUUCUAUAAGCUCAAAAAGAGCUGACAGGAAACAUAUAAGACAUAAGUAUGUAGGAACAUACCUAACAUUGGUAUGUACCAAAAUAUAAACUUUUAUUUGUACAGUUGUCAUAGAUUUGACAGAUAUCAAGCUUUAAAAUACUGUUCUCCAAGUUUUAUAAAACCAAAAUGCAUGAAUGUUUACAAAGUAGUAAGUAAUUUUAUUUUCUCAUUUAUAUUUUAAUUUUAUGAUAAAGACUUCGACCAUUUGCUCUAGGUUGUAAGUGGAGUUUAUGGAUAUAAUGUAUUUUUUUUGUUGAUAUAUACCAUUUUUUUUUAUUAAUUUAUGUAUGUUUUUCUUUAUUUUCUGUAAAUUAUCUGUAUAUAGUGAUCAAAUUCCCUUCUGCUCUUAAUCAAAUUUUUAAGUGAUGCUUUUAAUGUGUUAUCAAAAUUUAAUUUAUUAUUCAAAAUGAUAAACAUGAUAGGAAAGAAUCUCCAGUGUUUCCAAGGUAUAUAAAUCAUUUUAAUUUAGGACUAGCAGUCAAAAAUAUGGAGUUACUAACAUCUUGAUGUCACACGAAGUUUAUGGAUAUUAACAUAAUAUUAAGGUGUACUUGAAUUCAAUAUUUUUACAGAUUACUCUAUUUUGUAUCCUCCAAUGAAUAUAAUGACUGCUAUAAAAUAUUAGCAAACCUAGAUCUUAAAUCGUUUUUGCAUUUAUGUCUUAAUUUUCAUAAUGCUGGGACAAGUGUGAUUUAAAUCAUCUCUGAUUAAUUUAUACCAUUAAUAUUUCCCAAUAAGGGAUGAUUUAUACACAGUAUGCAAGGAAAAACAAAAUUUAAAUGUGAAAUCAUGAUUAGUUUGACUGAUCACUCAUGAUCAGUUUUUACUGCAACCUUUUUGAGAAAAAUAUAUAUUAUAUAAAGGUUAUGGUCCACUGUAAACUACAACAGUCAUCUGCCUAGUUUGUUCCUUGUAUUUAUUCUGUCGCAACUAAUCGAAUCUUUGAAUAGCCUCUACUCAGUUUGAUAUUGGUUUAAGUUAAGACAUUGCAUCAUUAACUUCUAUACAAAUACCAAGAUCAUCUUUUGCUUAAUAAAUGCAGUAGAUCCUACUUCCCAUGUUUGUAAUUUGACAACCUGAUAUCACAUUGGAGAAGAUUUUAUUAAGGUAAAUGUACUAGUAGUUGACAUUAU
Molecule: messenger RNA, 3566 nt
Organism: Diabrotica balteata
Lineage: Eukaryota; Metazoa; Arthropoda; Insecta; Coleoptera; Chrysomelidae
Source: the annotation of a GenBank genome assembly